Aspergillus uvarum CBS 121591 is the source of this 1139-nucleotide messenger RNA. Its product is annotated as Saf4/Yju2 family protein. Gene Ontology annotation, cellular component: U2-type catalytic step 1 spliceosome. The transcript has 3 exons. NCBI's taxonomy places the organism in Eukaryota, Fungi, Ascomycota, Eurotiomycetes, Eurotiales, Aspergillaceae. The record is from RefSeq and is a predicted model, not a curated record. Bases 75 to 977 code for a protein of 300 amino acids. Gene Ontology annotation, biological process: mRNA splicing, via spliceosome.
CCGCAAUCAACCACCUUCAACACCUACACUCUCACUCAUCACCUUUUUCCCAACACCAUCCUCGAACCGCCACCAUGUCUGAGCGAAAGGUCCUCACAAAGUACUACCCCCCGGACUUCGAUCCGAGCGCGAUCACCCGGGUUCCGAAACACCUGCGCAAGACAGGGCCGAAGGUGAUCACCGUGCGCCUGAUGGCUCCUUUCUCGAUGAAAUGCGAGAAGUGCGGCGAAUUCAUCUACAAAGGCCGCAAAUUCAACGCGCGGAAGGAAACCACAUCCGAAAAAUACUUCUCGAUCCCGAUCUACCGGUUCUACAUCCGGUGCACGCGGUGCAGCGGGGAGAUCACGUUCGUGACGGACCCGAAGAACAUGGACUACCGGGCGGAGCGCGGGGCGAAGCGGAACUUCGAGCCGUGGCGGGACGCGUCGCAGCUGCCGAACCACGACGAGACGGAGCAGGAGACGCUGGACCGGCUGGAGCGCGAGGAGGGCGAGGAGGCCGAGCAGGAGGAGCGCGACAAGAUGGCCGAGCUGGAGGAAAAGAUGCUGGACUCGAAGCGCGAGAUGGCCAUCGCGGACGCGCUGGAUGAGAUCCGUACCCGGAAUGCGCGGAUGGAGCGCACGGAGGCGCUGGGCGAGGAGGGCGCCGUCUCGGCGUUGGAGCGCGUGCGCGAGGAGAGGGAUGAGGAGGCUGUGCGCGCGGAGCGCGAGAUCGAGGAGGCUGCCCGGCGCGCGUUUAUGACGGAGUCCGGGGAGAGGGUCAAGCGGUUGGUGGAGGUGGAGGAGCCUGCGGCGAGCGGGAGCGGCAGCAGCAGCAGCAGCAGUAACGGCAACGGCGGCGGCGGCAGUAGCUUCCCUGGUGGCGAGCAGUCUGGCGGGCCUGCGCCGCCGCCUUCCUUUGCGCGCGUCAAGAAGGCUAAGAAGCCCCUGGCCAAUAGCUUGGGAAUCAAGAAGAAGGCCAAGCCGUCGUUGGUCUAGUUCCUUUCCAUCUUGUUCAUCUCUAUCUCAUUCACAAGGCGUUCGGUUGCAUGGCUAAGCAUGGGAGGUUUUUACUACUACGAACUCACGAUUACUUGCACAUAGGUCUUUUCAAGGCUCUUAAUCCUGCUAUUCCACCUUACUCCUAUCUCGUGCACGCAC